AAUUAAUAUGAACAGGAAUCAAUGUGGUGGCGUAAUUUAAGGGAGGGCAUUAAUACGGUGGUCUGAUCAACACGCCAUACCUCAUAACCCCUUCAAGCCUAAACUCUCAUUUUCCAUUUGAUUACAAGAAAGGAGUAUAUCUCUGCUGUACAUAUAGUUGCAGUUGCAGAGGGGAAAAUGCUUACAUGCAUUGCACGUUCGAAGCAGUCGAGCAAUGACGCGUCGCCGGCCGUCGAUCUUCCCCCGCCGGAAAAACAUAACUCCAAUGCUACUCCGACCAAACAAGCCAUCAAAAUCCUCUCCUCUCAGAUCAAGGAUAUGGCGCUGAAGGCGUCGGGCGCGUACCGCCAGUGCGCGCCAUUCGCCGCUCAAACGACGCCGCAUCAGCGGCGGAACGGUAGCUGCGGCGGCGGCGAGUCGGACUCAGACAGAUUCCGGUGGUCGUACCGGCGGGCGGGGAGCUCGGGGUCGAACUCGAGUUCGGCGUUGGGGCGGAGGCAGCUGGAGGCGCGGCUGAAGGGGACGCCGGCGUCGGCAAGCGGGCGGCGAGUCGACCCGGUCGUGUUCGUGGAAGAGAGCGAGCCGAAGGAGUGGGUGGCUCAAGUCGAACCCGGUGUUCUAAUUACGUUCUUGUCCCUGCCACGUGGAGGCAAUGAUCUUAAACAGAUUAAAUUCAGCCGAGAAAUGUUCAAUAAAUGGCAAGCACAAAGGUGGUGGACAGAGAACUGCGAAAAGGUGACGGAACUAUACAACGUGCAGAGACUAAAUCGGCAAGCAUUUCCUCUCCCCGGAGACGACACGGCCACAAAGAUGGAAUCGGUCGAGCACAGCCCGGUGACGCCGCCUCUAGGCCGUGACGGAGCAGGGGCCGUCGCUUCCUCCUCAUCGGAUUCGCUCGAGCAACACUCUGUGCAGAGCAUAGUUAGUACUGGUACUACUGCUAAAACGGAAGCUUCCUCGAUGGAUGCAUCCUUGAGGACUAGCUCGUCCCAAGACGCUGGCAGUGGGGAGACGGAAUGGGUGGAAGAGGACGAGCCCGGUGUGUAUAUUACCAUCAGAGCUCUGCCUCAUGGUAGGCGAGAACUCAGACGCGUUCGGUUCAGCCGGGAGAAAUUUGGGGAGAUGCAUGCUAGAGUGUGGUGGGAAGAGAAUAGAGCAAGGAUACACGAGCAAUACUUGUGAGUUGUGAGUGGCAUUGAAGAAGUGACUUAUGAGAAACGUUAUGGGUUUCUUUUUUGACUGUAUUUAUAUUCUAUCAAACAAUGUUACGGGUAAUUUCAACAUGUACUGAAUGUUUUGGUGUAUCAUUUAGGGUAAAGGUAAGAGGGUAGGUGUUUGGCUGAUUUUAUAAGCUCUUUUAAAGUAUUUUGCAAAAUAAGUUCCUAAAUAGCUUAUAAGUUCUAAAAAUAAGGGGGGUGUAUUAGUUC
This is a messenger RNA of Salvia miltiorrhiza (redroot sage), 1427 nucleotides long. RefSeq names its product protein Brevis radix-like 4. NCBI's taxonomy places the organism in Eukaryota, Viridiplantae, Streptophyta, Magnoliopsida, Lamiales, Lamiaceae. The record is from RefSeq and is a predicted model, not a curated record. The coding region runs from base 178 to 1182 and encodes 334 amino acids. The transcript has 5 exons.